Messenger RNA from Psammomys obesus (fat sand rat), 1892 nucleotides. RefSeq names its product potassium two pore domain channel subfamily K member 13 (gene Kcnk13). Gene Ontology annotation, biological process: stabilization of membrane potential; potassium ion transmembrane transport. Gene Ontology annotation, molecular function: potassium ion leak channel activity. Gene Ontology annotation, cellular component: membrane. NCBI's taxonomy places the organism in Eukaryota, Metazoa, Chordata, Mammalia, Rodentia, Muridae. The transcript is spliced from 2 exons. The record is from RefSeq and is a predicted model, not a curated record. The coding region runs from base 49 to 1254 and encodes 401 amino acids.
GGUGCGGGCACGGGCCCCCUCCCCCCCGCGGGGUGGCCCUCCGCUGCCAUGGCCGGCCGAGCCUGCGGCCACCUGAACGAGGACAACGCGCGCUUCCUGCUGCUGGCCGGGCUCAUCGUGCUCUACCUGCUGGCCGGCGCCGCCGUCUUCUCCGCGCUGGAGCUGGCUCACGAGCUGCAGGCCAAGCAGCGCUGGGAGGAGCGCCUGGCCGACUUCAGCCGCGGCCACAACCUGAGCCGCGAAGAGCUGCGGGGCUUCCUCCGCCACUACGAGGAAGCCACCAGGGCGGGCGUCCGCGUGGACAGCGUGCGCCCUCGCUGGGACUUCACGGGCGCCUUUUACUUCGUGGGCACGGUGGUCUCCACCAUAGGGUUCGGGAUGACAACACCAGCCACAAUCGGAGGGAAGAUUUUUCUGAUCUUUUAUGGUCUCAUUGGAUGUGCAAGUACCAUCCUCUUCUUCAACCUCUUCCUGGAGCGGCUGAUCACCGUCAUCGCCUAUGUCAUGAGGUCCUGUCACCAGCAUCAGCUGCGGAGACGCAGGAUGGUGACCCAGGACAACAUGAAGGCCCCCGAAAAGGGCGAGGUGGAUAACCUAGCUGGCUGGAAACCCUCUGUGUACUACGUCAUGCUGAUCCUCUGCUUGGCAUCAGUGGCCAUCUCCUGCGGAGCCUCGGCUCUGUACACCACCAUGGAAGGCUGGAGCUACUUUGAUUCACUGUACUUUUGCUUUGUGGCUUUCAGCACCAUUGGCUUUGGGGACCUGGUGAGCAGCCAGAAUGCUCAGUAUGAGAGACAAGGACUCUACCGCUUUGCCAACUUCUUCUUCAUCCUCAUGGGGGUCUGCUGCAUCUACUCCUUGUUUAACGUCAUCUCCAUCCUGAUCAAACAGACUGUGAACUGGAUCCUGAGGAAACUGGAUAGCGGGUGCCUCCCCCAAUGCCAAAGAGGACUCCUGCGGUCCAGGAGGAACGUGGUGAUGCCUGGCAACGUCCGGAACAGAUGCAACAUCUCCAUAGAGACGGAUGGGGUGAUGGAAAGUGACGCUGAUGGGCGGCGUCUCUCAGGGGAGAUGAUCUCCAUGAAGGACACCAACAAGGUCUCCCUGGCCAUCCUGCAGAAGCAGUUGUCCGAGAUGGCCAAUGGUGGACCCCACCAGGCCAACACAUCCUCCCGGGAAGAUGAGUUCUCAGGGGGUGUGGGAGCCUUUGCAGUAAUGAACAACAGGUUGGCAGAGACCAGCGGAGACAGGUAGGAACCAGGAAGUAGCUGACAGAGGAAGACACCCAGGGGCAAGUGGAGAAUAAGACACUGUCACAACCCCAGCGAACUUGGCUAUGUCCCUGGCUGUUGCAAUUAGCUUCUCAAGUUCAGCUUUGGAAAUCUGACCUUGGCCUCAGGAAACAGUGACCGUCAUGGUCCAUCAAUUGGGGAGGAAAGCCCCCAGGAGCCUAAUUCUAGCCUGAAACUGUGAAUGGCUGAACUCACUCCUUCUCCCAGCCCCUCAAGAAAAGGAAAUGGAUAUUCCAGAAUGUAGCAGGGCCUUCUUUUUGCUGGGUUUCCUUCCAAGCUUAUUUAUUGUUGGUUUCAUUGAUGGGGAAACCAUCUAAUCUACUCUUUAUAGCUGCUGCUGGGUUUGGGAGUCUGUUGGGUUGGUUGGUUGGUUGGUUUGGUUUGGUUUCCUGUUUGACAAAUGCACCUUUCUUAUGUGAUAAGAAAACUAAAUGCUUCUCAAAGCCUUUAACUGCAGCAAGACAGCAGUAAGAGAUGAGAGCAACUCCCUUUUGUAACUAAAGCCCACAGCUUAAUGUGUUUGUUCUCUCUGAAUGGUUACACGGACUCUGUCUUUUUACCAGGGCUCAUGGCCUGUUGUAGAGGCAACUAUUUAUUAGA